AUGGUGAAGAGGACGAAGAAGAAACCCACAGACGAGAGCCUCCUGGGGAGCAUGUUCAGUUUGAUCUGCGAGCACCAGAUAGGCCUGUCUGUCAACCUGCUCCUGCUCCUCUUCCUAUCCCACCUCAUGUUCCCGCGCAUACGAUGGCGGACCCAAAAGUUCUUCCACCUCUCCUAUUACAACGAAGAGAGCGGCAUGUACACGUCGGGAAUCGACGAUCUGUCCUAUGUGGCCUUUUGGAUUGUCGUGUUCACGGGCCUGCGUGCGAGUGUCAUGGACUACAUACUUCACCCAUUAGCGUCACUUGGGGGCAUCAACCGGCCCAGAGACGUAGUCAGAUUCGUCGAACAGGCAUGGCUAAUAGUGUACUAUUCCGUCAUCUGGCCAAUGGGCAUGUACAUAGUAUACAACUCCUCCUAUUGGUUCAAUUUGAGAGAGAUGUGGACCAAUUGGCCGAUUGCCCAAAUGGACGGCCUUUUCAAGUGGUAUUAUCUUGUCCAAUUCGCUUUUUGGUUACAACAGAUCCUGGUUGUCAACAUCGAGGAGCGCCGGAAAGAUUACGCGCAAUACCUCGCUCAUCACAUUAUUACGUCUGCUCUCAUGUUCAUGAGCUAUGGCUACUACCAGAUGAGGGUCGGAACUGUCAUUCUGAGUUGUAUGGAUGUUGUGGAUAUUAUUCUUUCCGCUGCCAAAAUGCUCAAAUACCUUGGCUUUGACGGCAUCUGCGAUUAUAUCUUCGGGUUGUUUAUGGCCACCUGGGUGGUUGCGCGACACGGCUUCUACCUCUCGAUUUGCUGGUCUCUCUAUGCUCACACCCCUACUUCACUCCCUUCAGCAUGCUACAACUCUGACACCGGGGUUAUGCUCGCUCCCUCCGAACCAGGCUACGAAAAGAAUGGAGGGACCGAAAUCUGGAAGAACAUUCUCCAAACCUACAUCGAUCCCCACGGCCCAGUUUGCUGGAACUCGAACAUUGAAUGGAGUUUUAUGGGGCUCUUGCUCGCGCUCCAAUUCAUCACUUUGCUCUGGUUCGCCCUGAUCGUCAAGGUUGCAUGGAAAGUAGUCAACGGGGGGGUAGCAGACGACGUGCGCUCCGACGACGAAGGCGACGAUGAGGAAGAGAUUGAGGUUGAAGAAUAUUCUGACCACCCCAAAUCUUCCAUUCCAUCGCCUUCUAAAGCCAAAGCUAACAUGGUCAUGGAAGGUGUACCUCUAGAGGAAGAGGUCGGGGUCGAGUCCUUGACGUUCGUCCGCCGCAACAGCCCCGGCGUGCUCAACUACAAGCGCAGCAGUGCCGGGCGCGGCGGCGGCAACAGGUCGAGCGGUAUCAGUAUUCCCGGUCACGGCGACCGGAAGGAGUUGCUUGGUCGCAUUGGGUGCGAUAAACCCACUUGA
Messenger RNA from Mytilinidion resinicola, 1395 nucleotides. Its product is annotated as longevity assurance proteins LAG1/LAC1. Bases 1 to 1395 code for a protein of 464 amino acids. Gene Ontology annotation, cellular component: membrane. Gene Ontology annotation, molecular function: sphingosine N-acyltransferase activity. NCBI's taxonomy places the organism in Eukaryota, Fungi, Ascomycota, Dothideomycetes, Mytilinidiales, Mytilinidiaceae. Gene Ontology annotation, biological process: ceramide biosynthetic process. The transcript is spliced from 4 exons. The record is from RefSeq and is a predicted model, not a curated record.